GAGUCGCGGGCUCCGGGACUGAGGUUCAGAAUCUUCGAACUACCCCUCUCUGGAGCUUGGGUUCUGGAGGUGUGCCGGAGUUGAUGCCGGUGUGUUGCUCGAGGAAGGGGCGCGAGCCGCAGUUGCGCCUUGGGAUUUGAAGACCACAUUGCCGCGGCUUGGAGAUCACUUGUAGGAGAUAAGGCUGCUUCCACUGCCUGUUUUUCCGGGUGCCCGGAGUCCUAACCCCAGCCCUAGUCCUCUCCAGCGGCGCACUUGACUGCGGGGUUCGCGAACCCUGGAGGGGUGGAGGAGGAGCUCGAUCCCGGGAGACGCGAGGUGCAAAGCGAGCUGGGCUGCGGGUUCCUUCUCUUACCGCCGCCCUCUACCCCUACUCAAUCUGCGCUCACCGCCGGGGUGCAGAGGCUGGCACCGCCCUGCGGAGCUGGGGGCCGGAGCCACCUCGCUUAGCCCCUAGCGGCGUCUAUAGAGGCGCCCUCGGCAUCGCGCGCCCCCCAGCCAGCUUGUUCUCCACGAACCAUGGCUUUUGCCAACUUCCGCCGUAUCCUAAGGCUGUCCACCUUCGAGAAGAGAAAGUCCCGGGAAUAUGAGCACGUUCGUCGGGAUCUGGAUCCAAACGAAAUGUGGGAGAUCGUCGGGGAGUUGGGCGAUGGAGCCUUCGGUAAAGUUUACAAGGCCAAGAACAAGGAGACGGGCGCAUUGGCUGCUGCCAAAGUCAUUGAAACCAAGAGUGAGGAGGAGCUGGAAGAUUAUAUAGUGGAGAUAGAAAUCCUGGCUACAUGUGACCACCCAUACAUAGUGAAGCUGCUGGGGGCCUUUUACCAUGAUGGGAAGUUGUGGAUCAUGAUUGAGUUUUGUCCCGGUGGAGCAGUGGAUGCCAUCAUGUUAGAGUUGGACAGAGGGCUCACAGAGCCUCAGAUCCAAGUAAUCUGCCGUCAGAUGCUGGAAGCCCUUGCCUACCUACAUAGUAAGAAGAUCAUCCACCGUGACCUGAAGGCUGGCAAUGUGCUGAUGACCUUGGAAGGAGACAUCAAGCUGGCUGACUUUGGUGUAUCUGCCAAGAAUCUGAAAACCUUGCAGAAACGAGAUUCCUUCAUAGGAACACCUUACUGGAUGGCUCCUGAGGUGGUGAUGUGUGAGACCAUGAAAGAUACCCCUUAUGACUACAAGGCUGACAUAUGGUCCUUGGGCAUCACGCUCAUCGAGAUGGCCCAGAUAGAGCCCCCUCACCAUGAGUUGAAUCCGAUGCGAGUCCUCUUGAAGAUUGCCAAGUCGGACCCCCCUACGCUCCUCACACCAUCCAAAUGGUCCUUGGAGUUCCGGGACUUCCUGAAGACUGCUCUGGAUAAGAAUCCAGAGACCCGGCCCACUGCUGCACAGCUCUUAGAGCAUCCCUUUGUCAGCAAAAUCACCAGCAACAAAGCUCUCCGGGAGCUGGUCGCUGAGGCGAAGGCUGAAGUGAUGGAGGAAAUCGAAGACAAUAGGGAGGAAGGAGAAGAUGAUGACUCAACAGAAACAGUAUCUCCUUCAGGGAUGCACACAAGGGACUCUUCAGAAGUGAGCCAACUGAGUUUUGAUGGGGAGAAGCUCCCAGAGAUAUCAGCUCCAGUCGACACUGAGCCCAAAGGCAGCCUAGAUAAGCCCAGUGACAAGCCUUUGGUUGGAGAAAUUGCCACUAUCCAGGUAGAUGAUGGCAACUCCAUUCAAACUACAAGCAGUUCUGACCUGCCUGGAAAUGAGGACAGCAAAGCUGGACCUACAGCCCCAGGGAAAUAUCGAUUCAGUGCCCCGCCAGGAUUCUUGGAUGCCAAAGUUUCAACCAUGGAGGAGAAACCUUUUUCCAACCAUCAGAGCAAUGACGUGGACAUGGCUACCAACAAUAGCAAGAAGGGAAAUCGAAGCCGGCCCGCCAGCAGUGUCCUGGAGAGCUUAGUGGGAGAAAAGAUUGCCAAUGGGACUCUGGAACCUCCUGCUCAAAUUCCGCUUGGUAAAUCCAAGAGAGACUCAGACUGUGGGAGCCUCUCUGCCUCUGAGAGCAUGGAUUACAGUGUCUCCCUCUCCACUGACUUGUCUCUGAACAGGGAGACGGGUUCAUUGUCUCUGAAGGAAUCCAGGCUGCACAACAGAACCCUGAAGCGUACCCGAAAGUUUGUUGUGGACGGCGUGGAGGUCAGCAUCACCACGUCCAAGAUCAUCAGUGAAGACGAGAAGAAGGAUGAAGAGAUGAGAUUUCUCAGGCGCCAAGAGCUCCGAGAGUUGCGUCUGCUCCAGAAGGAGGAGCACCGUAACCAGACCCAGCUGACCAGCAAACAUGAGCUGCAGCUGGACCAGAUGCAGAGACGCUUUGAGCAAGAAAUAAAUGCCAAGAAGAAAUUCUAUGACACAGAACUGGAGAACCUGGAACGGCAGCAGAAGCAGCAGGUGGAGAAGAUGGAGCAGGAGCAUUCGCUCCGCCGGCGGGAGGAGGCGAAGAGGAUCCGGACUGAGCAGGAGCGGGAGUACGCCCAGUUCCAGGAGCAGCUCAAGAUGAAGAAGAAGGAGGUGAAGAAUGAGGUGGAGAAACUGCCUCGACAGCAACGGAAAGAGAGCAUGAAGCAGAAGAUGGAGGAGCACACGCAGCAAAAACAGAUUCUGGACAAAGAGUUUGUUGCUAAACAGAAGGGAGACUUGGAGUUAGCUAUGAAAAGGAUCACAGCUGAAAAUAGACGGGAGAUCUGUGACAAAGAGAGGGAAUGCCUGAAUAGGAAGCAAGAGCUUCUUCGAGACCGGGAGGCCUCCCUCUGGGAGCUUGAAGAGCAUCACCUACAAGAAAGACACCAGCUUGUCAAGCAGCAGCUGAAGGACCAGUAUUUCCUCCAAAGGCAUGAACUGCUCCGAAAGCACGAGAAGGAGCGGGAGCAGAUGCAGCGUUACAAUCAGCGAAUGAUAGAACAGCUAAAGGUCCGGCAGCAACAAGAGAAGGCCCGUCUCCCCAAGAUCCAGAGAAGUGAAGGCAAGACUCGAAUGGCCAUGUACAAGAAGAGUCUCCAUAUCAAUGGUGGUGGGAGCGCGUCAGAGCAGAGGGAGAAGAUUAAGCAGUUUUCCCAACAGGAAGAAAAAAGGCAGAAGGCUGAGCGGCUGCAGCAGCAACAGAAACAUGAGUCCCAGAUGAGAGACAUGAAUACCCAGUGUGAGGGCAACAUGAGCGAGCUCCAGCAGCUCCAGAAUGAAAAGUGUCACCUCUUAGUAGAGCAUGAAACCCAGAAGCUGAAGGCCCUAGAUGAGAGCCAUAACCAGAACCUGAAGGACUGGCGGGAAAAGCUUCGGCCUCGGAAAAAGGCUCUGGAAGAUGACUUGAACCAGAAGAAACGUGAGCAGGAGAUGUUCUUCAAAUUGAGUGAAGAGGCCGAGUGCCCGAAUCCCAACUCACCGAGCAAACUUGCCAAGUUUUUCCCAUACAGCUCCUCGGAAGCUUCCUAAAGUACAACUGUAUGAGGCAUCAGGCUUCCAUAACUCAGGGCCUAUAACAUCCAUUGCUUCCAGAAUGCCAACCUAACUUUAGAACCCUGAACUCUCUGCCUUAGCUGUGCUAAGAAUUUCCCUCUCCUGGUUCCUGAUUUUUCUUAGUCAUAACAUGGAUGAAUUUUUUAUAUGUGUCCUUACCUUAUUCUGCGUCACCCGUUGUCAGCUGAUACCCCCAAAGCAUUUAUUUGCUUCACCUGAAGAUCUAAGUCAUCUUCAUUUUGGGUACUGGUGGGAUUGAAGGCCAAGAGAAGGGGCAAAUAACGUGUGGAUUAGAACUCCCUUCCUGGUAUCCAAAAGAUAGUGAUUUUGCUCCCUGGAGGGAGUCCAAUUCUGCUUUGGAUUGGAGUGUUAGAUAUAACGCGCCCUGUCGGGUCCAACACUUUGAGCACGGAAGUUGGCUCUUUCCUGUUGAAAUUCUAGGUGGUCUCUUUGUUCAGUUGUUCCAUCUUCUUUAUUCCACGUGUCCUGUUUUGUGUUGGAAGAGGGGUCUCAAAAAGGAAUCAUCCAUAUGCACCAGUCAUUUUGGAGCUGAAUGAUGUAGUCAGAGGGGGAUUUCUCUAGCUUUGUGUCUUUAUAAUUCUUCAUAAUUGAUUAGCCCAGACUUCUUUCCCUUUGCAGGUGGGUAGAGGGAGGGGAAAGAAUGCCAUUGGCUCAUGUUCAGAAAAGAAGAGUCUGCUGGAGUUUUCAUCACUUUAUGCUUGAGAGUGUUUUGUGCCAUUUGUAUAAAUAGGCUUCUGCCAUCCAAUAUAGGCUGGGCCUGUUGGGUAUAUAAUAUGCCACUGUAAGUGGCCUGUUCUGAGCAGGAAGAUGUUAUGUGUACCUGAAGGUAUUCUCAUCUAAGAUCACAAAUUAUUUGCUGUCAAGCCUAGACUUUAGAUAAGUAAGAAGCCAAUAAGAAGAAAAGCUGCCUGUUGGCAUUAUAGGUAGCAGAGGAAGAAAAAGGGAUGCGUUUCAUCACAGCUCAGUUUUCUCUUCAGGUAUACAUCAAACCAGUAAAUGGUUCAUACUGUGAUGUUUUCUUACCAGCAUUCCACGAAUGUUGGCAUGGGCAAAAUACGAGGCUUUCUUACUGUGCCGGUGCUCUGACAUCACCACCAUUGUUAGUUCAGAAAGCCAUCAGCACCCAAAAGCAGCUAGCAAACUCUUGAACUUCUUUUCUUCUCUCCAGGAAGAAAGUAGCAGGAGAAACUGAGGUAAAUGUGAGGCACAGGCUUCAGCUGGAAUAAUUUUGUAGCAUCCAGUUCUACUUCCAUUUAUUGGAGCUUUUUUUUCCUACUUGCUUUCUGCCUGUGACACUGUUUUUUGAGCCAUGAGACACUUUUAAAGAUACAGUUCUGAGUCACAAAUGGAAUACCAAGAUGCCAAUGUAUCCUUUAAACUGGUCCCAAGAUUCUGAUCAUCAGAGAAUUCAGUCUCAAUGUGAAAAUAGAGAGUAGCUGUAACUGUGCUCAAAUGAUUUUCUGAGGAAUUCUCCCUUUUUCUUUCACUGUCUUUUAGGUUUUCAGUCAACACUGAAACAAAAUAAUUUGGGGGCUCAGUUCUAGGAAAUAUAUGGAUAUACUGUAGUCUGGUCAUCCAUUCUUCUGCAUCUGGUAAUAAAGAGAUCAGUAAGAUCUCUAGAAGAUCACUUUAUUUUGGCUCAGACUACCACCAAAGUGUAUGCUUAACACUUUGCAUUUUAAAACAAACACUGGCUGUACUGGUUGGGAUUGAUUUUUUGGGGGGGAGGAGGGGGCGGCAGGAAGACUAUCAAACCGCUCAAUGUUGAUUGAGUGUUUCGGGACGUUCAAGUUUUUCUUGAUGCGUAAAGCAAAUGUCCGGUGAAGACGCUUUGCAGGAAGACAUUAGCUUUAUCAUAAUAUUCAUGCUUUAAGGCGAACGUUCAUUUCUUUGACAACUGGCCUAAAUAUGAGUUUUAGGCAUCAGUGAUAAAUGUGUUUAGUAUUAAAUCAGUGCUUUGGAGGAAGGCCCUCUGUCACGCUCCAACAUACUACAUCACUUUCCCCUAUUUCAUUAGGUUCCAUAGUAAUUGCAUAGCUGUUAGGAAGAUUAAAGUUUUAAGUGGCAGUAUGAAAAAAAAAAAAGAAUAGAAAUCCACUUCAGUCAAAUGAUGCCAACUUCAAUGUAAGGUCAGGCGGAUGUGGCUCGGUCCUUUGUUUACAAGUUUUCAUUUUGUGAUUAUGAAUGUGUGUGGUGAAGCAAAAAGUAAAUUGCUAACUUAAUGACUUGAGUGAGAAAUCCUUCAUUUGGUUUUUCUUUUUUUGGGGGGGAUGGGGAACUUAAUGUAGUUGCUUCAGGAUUGCCUGUAUCCCCUAAUUUUUGUGCCUUUCCCACAUACUCUGAUUAGUUUCACAGAAUUAUGGUUGUACCAACACACAAUUUUGAUCUCUGAGAAGGCAGGCAAGCACAGUACUGAGCAGUUUUUUCUUAAAAACAAAACAACCCAACUGAAAGGUUCCCCCACCCCCCCCUUUUAGGUAAUCUUUAUUAAAGUAAAUGAAACUAACUUAUAUUUUCUCUUUUUAAGAGAGAGAGAGGUUAUUUUUAUGUAGUUCCAAUACUUUAUUCAAAGCCGUUUUGUAAAGUGUUUGCCGUGGAAUAAUCAUGGUUUACCUAAGUAAGCUUCUAAUAAAGUAACAAGGUGAAAAACUA
Phascolarctos cinereus (koala) is the source of this 6156-nucleotide messenger RNA. RefSeq names its product serine/threonine kinase 10 (gene STK10). Gene Ontology annotation, molecular function: ATP binding; protein serine/threonine kinase activity. Gene Ontology annotation, biological process: protein phosphorylation. The record is from RefSeq and is a predicted model, not a curated record. Lineage: Eukaryota; Metazoa; Chordata; Mammalia; Diprotodontia; Phascolarctidae.